CUAGCAAUUUCUGAGUCAACAUUGUUUCAAAGUAAAUCCUACACAAAGUUUUUGGUGUAUAAAUUGUGUUCUACAGGCUCAGUGGUUUACACACAGUGCUCAGUUGUAAAAUAAUAUUUUAAUGUGCUUUAUCUGACAGGAGGUGGUGAAGAAUGAGAUUCAGGUUAUGAACCAGCUCGACCACGCUAACUUGAUCCAGCUCUACGCCGCCUACGAGUCCAGGAACGACAUCAUCCUUGCACUUGAAUAUGUUGAUGGAGGUGAACUCUUCGACAGAAUCAUCGAUGAGAACUAUAAGCUGACGGAGCUCGACACGGUGAUGUUCAUCAGGCAGAUCUGUGAAGGCUUGCGCUACAUGCACAAAAUGUACAUCCUCCAUCUGGACCUAAAGCCGGAGAACAUUCUGUGUGUCAGCAGACUCACAAAUAAAGUCAAGAUCAUCGACUUCGGACUGGCCAGGAAGUAUCAGCCCAGAGAGAAGUUGCGGGUGAAUUUCGGGACGCCGGAGUUUCUCUCUCCUGAGGUGGUCAACUAUGAUUUUGUGUCGUUCAACACGGACAUGUGGAGUCUGGGCGUCAUCACGUACAUGCUGCUCAGUGGUUUGUCGCCCUUCCUCGGGGACGAUGACAGUGAGACCCUGAACAACAUUUUUGCCUGUCAGUGGAACUUCGAGGAGGAUGAAUUCUCAGAAGUCUCAGAAGAAGCCAAGGAUUUCAUUUCCAAGCUGCUCGUGGUGGAUAAAAGCUGGAGGAUAGGAGCCACCGAAGCGCUGAAGCACCCCUGGCUGUCGGAUCCAGCCGUUCACUUCCGCCUGCAUCAGAAGAAAAAUAGAUGCCGCUCGCGCAGAAACUCUUUUCUGCCUCCACCUGAGAGUUAAUGGACCAAGCUUGCUGUGGAACCAUGAGGAUUACUGGACAUUAUAUUAGAUACAGACACACUGCGUUCCCUGAAUCUUCCCCGUUAGCAUUGAUGACAUUUCUUGAAUUACAGUUAUAUGUCGUUGAUCCUAUUCCAGAAUUUGAAGUGAAGAUGUAAUUUGAUUUUGCAGAAUUUCAUCCGGCCUCUCAAAGUUCCUGUUUUGGGUUUCAUACACUGAUUCUGAAAUAAAGU
Sinocyclocheilus rhinocerous is the source of this 1110-nucleotide messenger RNA. Its product is annotated as myosin light chain kinase family member 4-like. NCBI's taxonomy places the organism in Eukaryota, Metazoa, Chordata, Actinopteri, Cypriniformes, Cyprinidae. Gene Ontology annotation, molecular function: ATP binding; protein kinase activity. The transcript has 8 exons. The coding region runs from base 167 to 877 and encodes 236 amino acids. Gene Ontology annotation, biological process: protein phosphorylation. The record is from RefSeq and is a predicted model, not a curated record.